AACUUGGCGUCUCUGGUUUCCGUUUCUUGUACGCAACUUUCAAUGGAUCUUACACCCCAGCAACUUCUACAAUUCAACGGCUCCGAUCCCUCCAAGCCCAUAUACGUCGCAAUCAACGGCUGCAUCUUCGACGUCACCUCCGGCAAAUCCUUCUACGGCCCCGGCGGCGCAUACGCCAUGUUCGCCGGCAAAGACGCCAGCAGAGCACUUGCGAAGAUGAGCAAGAACGAAGAAGACGUCUGCGCCAAUCUCGAUGGCCUCUCGGAAAAGGAGAUGGGAGUCCUCAACGAUUGGGUCAAGAAAUUCGAAGCUAAGUAUCCGAUUGUCGGCCGCGUUGUCUCUUGAAAUCUGAACCCUCUAUAUUGAUGUGUUUGGUUUAUGGGAAAAAAUCUAUGCUACUUUCUAUGCCUAAUUUCUUUA
Hibiscus syriacus is the source of this 420-nucleotide messenger RNA. RefSeq names its product probable steroid-binding protein 3. Gene Ontology annotation, cellular component: endomembrane system; membrane. The record is from RefSeq and is a predicted model, not a curated record. The transcript has a single exon. The coding region runs from base 43 to 345 and encodes 100 amino acids. NCBI's taxonomy places the organism in Eukaryota, Viridiplantae, Streptophyta, Magnoliopsida, Malvales, Malvaceae.